GGAACAUAGCCUAAGGCCACCCGAUAUUACGAAAAUUGGUGCUCAUUCUAGCCCAGGGCCUGGAUUCUCGCUCGUCAUACUUGAAUACUGGCCAUCAGGAAUUGGUCUCAAAUACCAUCAGCUUUAUUUGACUCUGUUCGACAUUUACGCGCAAUCAACUUGCCACCCAUUGUAUGACUCUUCAAUGAAUACUCGGUAUAUUCCUGCUUAUUACACGAACAAUCGGGGGCCUGCAUAAUCGGUCAGGUCUACCACUACAACGGUUCAGCUGCUGUCUCAACGCCGGGUUAAUAUCAGGUGACGGCGUGCGACGGUAUAUGGGUAUAUUCUCAUACAUCUCACCACGUGGAUCUCCCGAACUCGAAACGGCAACUUAUUACAACAUCACAGCUAUUAUAACUUAUAAGAGCAAACAUGAGUGGGCUCAUACCAUUAUUACUCCCGGCUUCUGCGGGUAGUAAAUACAGCUUCGGAUCUUCACCUCCUGAGAUGGGUAGGAGGGCAUCACUUGCAACUCUUUCCCUGCACUCAUCUCCACCUCAGUCGCUGGUCCAUCGCCGGCAACAGUCCUUGCCAACUAUCAGGACAUCGAACGUUGGCACCUUCUCCCCGCCGACUUCAAUCCCAACCAUCCCGUCCACCUCUGUAGAGUGGAAGAAGGCUGUAGACGAGGUAAAGCGCAAAUAUCUUAACCGCAAAUACCGAGCAUGCUCGGCAAGGUGUUGUGAGAUUUUAGAUAACGUUAAGGAUACCUCUACAGUCGAGCCUGUCUACCUAAUCUACAUACACUUUUACGCUGCGUCCUCCUUCGAGCUAUGUGCACGGCCUCUAUCGUCUUCAUCAACUUAUCGCACAAGGCUUCUUCGGGAUGCACAAACACAUUAUAACAAGGCUGAGGCAUUGAUUCAAAACACCGAGGAAGGCAUGACGAGGAGGAAAAGAUCCGGCUCGAUAAGUUCUACUACUUCUAGUCCGCAAUCCCCUGGUCUGUCGCCUAGUGUAAGAUCAUCAAUAUCAAGCACAACCUUGUCAUCACCAAGAACGUCGGUGUGCUCAACCGAUGAUGGAAACUUAUCGAAAUCUAUGCAUAAGGCAGGAGUCAAGGCCAAGAAAAAGGUCUCAUUUUCUGGCCUCAAUGAUCUAAUCGAGUUCCAGCCUGAGCCAUAUAUUCGCCCGGACAGCCCUACAUUGGGAUGGGAAGAUGAUUUCUUCCCCCAACAGUGCAACACCUCGAUCCCGAUUUUCCCUGUUCCGAAGAACAAGCCUAUAAUGUCGCUGCCAAUGAUGGGAUCGGAAGAAUCGCCUGAGCCUCAACCGGAAGUGACUGAUCAUGCCAUCACCAAGGAUCAUCAGUCAGCAGCGGAAGAACCGAAUCCUUCAGAGGACAAAUUCGACCUCGACGCCUUUUUACAAACCCGAUCGAGGAAUAAAAUCUCUGCGCAGCUUUCCGCCCUGCGGUCGCAAGUCUGCUUCCACCGCGAUGGCAUCGAUGCUCUCCUUGCCGAACCCGAAGAUGAACCGCCGGCAACGCCUGCUCUUCCGAUAAACCUGGAUAUCUCAACACCCUCGACGCCUGUGGAUUUCAUUCCGCCCCGACUGAUUCGCGCAAAUACCUUACCCAUCGAGGCUGAGUCAGAUCCCGCAACGCCAGGAACACCGUCCAGCCUUCGGGGAAGCUUUGCCAGCUUACUAGGUCUCGACAGCCCUAGGGCGAUUAUCCGACCAGCUUCUGUAGCAUCAAAUGUGCGCUGCACGGACGAGGGCCUCAAGCAGCGAAUCGAGCGCCUUCGUGCCGGAGGCUGGCAACGAAAGCGCUUCGAUAACCGACGGUACGAAGCUCUACGGGAGCAAGUUCUCUGCGAACUGGGAGCGUGAUCACCCACUCAGAGAUUAUAGUACUGUCGGCCCCCCUAUUUUUUUUUCCUAUGUACUUUUUGUUUCCCUUUGUUUGUAAAUUUACGCCCGAUCAUGGUUUGCCUACCUACAAACCUGUGUAUGAAUUCAUGGCAUCUAGAUACCUUUUAGGGAGGGGGGGAGAGAGACCCGGAGUCACGUAUGGCACGUGACGGAACGGAGACUGUAA
Messenger RNA from Hypoxylon fragiforme, 2083 nucleotides. RefSeq lists its product as uncharacterized. NCBI's taxonomy places the organism in Eukaryota, Fungi, Ascomycota, Sordariomycetes, Xylariales, Hypoxylaceae. The record is from RefSeq and is a predicted model, not a curated record. The transcript has a single exon. Bases 415 to 1875 code for a protein of 486 amino acids.